AUGCAAACCUUUAUGAAGAUACCGCUGGCUACUGUGUUAUGCGGGCUGCUCUUACUGCUGAUUACCUUGUGUUCUGCAAAUGACAACAACAGCAGCAAACCAUGUGACAAGGUGUGUUUUUAAACAAACAUUGAAAUAUAUAGCUUUAAUAUAUCAGAAGUGAAGUUCAGUUGAUCCUACUUGAACUAUUAACCUGAAAGAACUUAGUGAGGUAGAAUGAAUGAACGGUGAUUUUUUAUGUAAGGAUGCUUGACUGACGUUGAUUGAUUGACUUAAUCGAGUGAUCAUAAAUUAAAACGGAAUGAAUUUUUAAAUAUUCCACAACAGACUUCACCUUAUGGUUCCUGUGGUCAUGGUGGGUGUUUCUGUGCACCAGGAAUUCCAGGCAUCCCAGGAAGCCCUGGACCCGCGGGACCAGCAGGUGUUGCGGGAUCACCUGGCAAUCAUGGACCUGAAGGACCCAUGGGACCACGGGGAAAGAAAGGCGAUGAAGGAGACCGUGGAAGACAGGGAGCACCAGGAGUUAAAGGACCUGCAGGGAAGCCAGGUCCACGUGGGGAUAAAGGUGAAGCAGGUUCAGCUGGUUCCCCUGGAAACAAGGGUGAUACAGGUGCUCGUGGAAGUCAAGGUCCCUCAGGUCCCAAGGGUGCUCCAGGAUCGUUUGGCCGUGAUUGGAAACAGUGCGUUUUUAAGAAUCUGAACGAUGGAAGGGACUCUGGAUUGAUAAAGGUAACAAUUGAGUCGGUCGUUCUAGAUUAUAUAAAUUAACCCGAAGCAACCUAAUAAGUCUGGUUAAGACCGAUUUAAAAACUCAUUAAUAAUUAAAGACAGAACAAAAGAAACUAAUGUUUAAUGGGUGUCUUUAUUUCUGAUAAAGACACGGCUAAACUUUGUCCAAUUUAGACCAAAAUAACCCCAAAUUUAAAUAUAAGUGCAAGAAUGAGUUGAUCUGUAUCAGAGAUUUUGAAGCCAUUAAAAACACUUGCAGUAGUGUAUUUUCAGGUUUAAAAACUCGAGGUGAGUCAUUUGAGAAAAAAAAUCCGUGUUUCGGAACUUGUGCGAGCGGUUCAUGGAAUGAUAAAUGCAGGGAAAAGGCAAAAUUCAUCAGUUUAAGAUAUACGUAUAGUUUUUGUCUGAAUUUGAGUGAAAUUCGCAGGGUCGUGGCGUCCUUUCCGCUAAUUGCCAAAAAGAAUUUUCUGUUAUAAGUAAAAGCCAUUUAUAGCUUUGUGACUUGACUUUGUAUUGUGCAUAUUUGUUGCUGUCUGUCUCGUUGUUAUUGGCAUCGUAGAAUACAACACUUUGAGUAGUGGAAUGUGAUAAAUUCGAAACAUCCUUGAAGUAUUUGCCUUCUGGCGAUCCCACAAUACAUUGCGCAUUCAAGAAACGGAAAAAAUCGACCCUUACUGAUUAUUAUUCCUUUCAAGAUUUAUCUGGAAAAUUUUCCCAUUCAAAAGCUCAAUUUUGCAGGAAAUUUACUCCUGGCGAGCAGAUGUCGUAUUUUUUUUCCAACGACAAACAUCAAGAGAUUCAGUACAACUGAAAAUAAAUAAAUGCUGACUACAAUUGUUUGUUCCUCUCCCUUGCUCAUGAUCGAGAUGAGGAGAAAACUCAAAAGUCAGCAAAGAAAUAAGCGUGCAGAAAAAUUACACAAACAUGCACACACCGCAAUUCUUCCAACCGAUGCUUUUAAACUCCAAAUUUCUGUACAAAAUAAGGCGCCUCGCCUUGUGUGCUGGUAAACAUUCCAGUACCAGCUCAAAGAAGUACGUUUUAAAACCUUUUUUUGACAUCACGUUCUAUUGUAAACAAGCCUGUAAACUGUCGAAAUAAUUAUGUAUUAAAGGCAAGCGAAAACGUUAUUUUGUUUAAAGUUUUUAAAACCAUAUGGACCCCUGUGCCUUCUUGUGAAAAUGGUCACGCUACUCCUUUGAUUCGCAACGGUCGAAGGUAGUAUUGAUGGUGAAAUUAGUUACAAAAGCACAGUAACACUGUCAGCCCAGCGAGGAGUCAGAGGAGUUGAAACAAUUCCCCUUCACUAUUCAUGAUGGAAAUAUGAGUUUACUGGUUUUAAUUGAUCCAUGGUGAACAUGUUUCCACGGAGAAAUUCCUCAGUUACCACGAGUGAAACCCAAAGCUUUCAAAUCAGUUUUUCUAGACGAUCAUAUAAUUGUUUAUCUAUGAUGUUUAAUUUCGCUUCACCUCGCUGAACUUUCUUCGUCUGUUCAUUUUUAAGGAGUGCAUUUUUAAGAAAGCAUCAGACACUUCAGGGUUGCGGGUCUUCUGGAGUGGCACUCUUCGUCUCUACAACUGCCAUGCAUGCUGCAGACGAUGGUAUUUCACUUUUAACGGUGCAGAGUGUUCAACACCAGGUGCCAUUGACGGUGUGGUCUACAUGGUACAUGGAAAUGGCACGAAAAAGAACUUACACCGUGUACGUCACAUUGAAGGAGUCUGUGAGAAAAUCCACAAGGGUACUGUUCGCGUGGGAUUCUGGGUCGGUGAUUGUGCUAGAUACGGAUCUGCUGAUGCCUACACAGGCUGGAACUCAGUGUCCCGGAUAUACGUGGAAGAAGUACCUCCCCCACAGGCUUAA
Porites evermanni is the source of this 2593-nucleotide messenger RNA. The record is from the annotation of a GenBank genome assembly. NCBI's taxonomy places the organism in Eukaryota, Metazoa, Cnidaria, Anthozoa, Scleractinia, Poritidae.